Exophiala aquamarina CBS 119918 is the source of this 1737-nucleotide messenger RNA. RefSeq lists its product as uncharacterized. The transcript has 3 exons. The coding region runs from base 1 to 1737 and encodes 578 amino acids. Lineage: Eukaryota; Fungi; Ascomycota; Eurotiomycetes; Chaetothyriales; Herpotrichiellaceae. The record is from RefSeq and is a predicted model, not a curated record. Gene Ontology annotation, biological process: transmembrane transport. Gene Ontology annotation, molecular function: transmembrane transporter activity.
AUGGACAAAAUGGCCAGCAGCAAGGCAGAGACAUUCGAGGACCUCUCUCAGGCCCCAGCAGAAAGCUUUGAAGAGAUUGAAGAAGUCCACAUACAUGCAAAGACGAUAAUUGCCUCAGUGGCCAUUUGUUUUAUGCAAUUUGCCCUUGUCUCAGCAACCGUGGGAUCUGGUGCCCUUGGGGCAGUUUCUACAGGCCUUUUUGGUGAUUCUAGCAAAGGCCCCUGGCUCAACACCAUCAUUCUCCUCUUCGGUGUUGCGGGUAACCCACUUUUUGGCCAGUCUGUGGACUUAUGGGGUAGGAAGUGGAUCAUUGUUGGAACGAGCUUCAUGGGCAUUAUCGGUUCUAUUAUAGUUUCCUGUGCACAGAAUCUCGCCACCCUGAUCGCCGGCUUCUGCGUCAUCGGCAUCUCAUUCACCAGCCAGUUCUGUCUCCUUGCCAUCGCUUCGGAAAUCCUGCCUCGCAGCCAUCGAGGAGUCGGGCAAGUCGCGCUCAGUGCUUCUACAGGCUUCGCGCUUAUAAGUGGUGCUCUUGCAUGUGGUGCUUUAACCCGCGGAGGCCAUGCUGACAAUUAUCGAAUUUUCUUCUACUAUGUCGCCGCCCUGUAUGUAGUUGCCACACUUGGACUUGCUUUCGGCUACACUCCACCAGCACGAGAGCUUCAGCAGACUCUGACAACACGGCAGAAAGUCCAAAGACUCGACGGAGUUGGUAUGUUCCUAGUCUCUAUCGGGGCCACGCUGUUCUGUGUUGGACUCCAGUUUUCGAGCACCUCCGGUAGCUGGCAGGAUGGCCGAGUCUUAGGCCCAUUCGUUGCCGGCGUCACAUUGAUGACUGUGUUUGGGAUAUACGAAUGGAGGUUCAAGAAAGAUGGUAUUCUCCAUCACGACCUCUUCCGCCAUCGCAACUUCGCUCUCUGUGUGAUCAUCGUCGGACUUGAGGGCCUCUCCUUCUAUACAACCAAUGUCUUUCUCAUUUUGGAAAGCACGAUCGUCGAGGGUACCGACAUAUUCCAGGCCUCGCUCCGCCUCGCCAUCCCCUGCUCCGUCGCUUCGGUGGUACUCCUUGGCAUUGCCCUUCUGCUCACCAGAUUCAGAAGAAUUCGAGAGCCACUUGUGUUUGGCUUCGCUCUGUUGACCAUCUCGCCUGGGCUUAUGUCGACAAUCACUUCGAGCUCAGGAGCUGGUGCUUUCAUUGGAUAUCCCACCCUUGGUGUCGUCGGCUUACAAUUUGCGCUGGCCAGUGUUGCUGUGGGUGCACAGUUUGCUACACCACCGGACAUGAUUGCUGUCACCUCGGCAGUCUUCGCUGCGGGCAGAAGUCUUGGAGGGGCGAUCGGAAUCGCUGUGAAUUCCGCUCUUCUUUCCAAUGCGUUAUCAUCAGAGCUGCCGAAAAAGAUUGCAGCGGAGGUCCUUCCGCUGGGGUUAGAAGCAGCCUCGCUACCAGCCCUGAUAUCGGCAUUGAUGGCGAAUGACCAACAAGCUUUAGCAGCUGUCCCUGGAAUUAGCCCUACCAUCAUCUCCGCUGCUGCGCAGGGCAUUAAAAGCGGGUACGCUGCUUCCUUCAGACCGGCCUGGAUUGCGUCUGCUGCCUUCGCUGCUGCCGGAACCAUAAUUUGCAUGUUUGUGACAAAUCCUAUGAAGGAGUUCACUCCACAUAUCGACGCUCCGGUUGAGGCAGAGUUGAUAGAACUUCAGGAGAAAAAGGAAGCUCUCGAACGACGUCGUCAAAAUUGCUGA